AGUAGUCCAUGGUGGAUACAAGUCUACAGGCCUUAACCAUAGAGUAGGCCAAGGGGUAACUAGGCUACUACUACUAUAAAAAUGUUGGCUGUUAGAUCUUUCAAUAGACUUAUUUAUUUCAAAAGGACACAAAUUGGAAUCCAAAAUGAACAACUGAGGACUGUUAUGCAAUCUUGUUGCAGUAGAUCCACUAAGCAACCAGAAAAUCCUGAUAUGCCUUUGUCAUUUUCCAACUCAAACGCUGCCAAAUGGUCAGCACAACAAUCAUUUAGUGGUGGAGGAAAUACUGGUGAAUCUCCAUGGUAUGAGCCAUUUGUGAUUUCAGCUAGUGUUACUGCCAUACUAGUGUGGUUUUGUGUCCUGAGAGAAGAAAAUGAUGUUGAUGAUAAACUUGGAAAAAGUUUAUAUGACAGAGUUGAUGGUUUGGAGAAGAAACAAUUGGAAUUGGCUUUGAAGCACAAUAUCCAAGGAGUGGAUACAGUAGCCAUUAAGAAGAGACUAGAUGAAUUGUCAACAAAUAGUUGAAUUUCCUAUCUGUAAACAUAAUUUAAUUGAAGUUGAAAUACAUUAAGUAAAAACCA
Molecule: messenger RNA, 581 nt
Organism: Daphnia pulicaria
Lineage: Eukaryota; Metazoa; Arthropoda; Branchiopoda; Diplostraca; Daphniidae
Exons: 2
Coding region: 82-525 (147 amino acids)
Source: RefSeq, a predicted model, not a curated record